Rhopalosiphum padi (bird cherry-oat aphid) is the source of this 1713-nucleotide messenger RNA. RefSeq lists its product as uncharacterized. The coding region runs from base 309 to 1373 and encodes 354 amino acids. NCBI's taxonomy places the organism in Eukaryota, Metazoa, Arthropoda, Insecta, Hemiptera, Aphididae. The transcript is spliced from 4 exons. The record is from RefSeq and is a predicted model, not a curated record.
CUGUAGUGCCGUCAUCGUCUAUCCAGACCGUUCAGUCACCGUUGCGUGCUCGAUGUGUAUAGUGAUCAACCGCGUAGAUCUACUGCCGUAACGGACUGAUCGCACGUGGACUUGUAUAUUAUAGUGAUUGCUCGCUGCCGGCUUAUUAUUAUUAUCAUUAUAUACAAUAUAUUUAUUUGUUUUUUGUUUUUAAUACUUCCGACAUCGAUUGCAUAGCACCGGUCAUCGGCUUUAUCGCAGAUUACCACAUGUGCUACGAAUUAUUUACAGCAGUAUUUGAAGUGUAAUGGGUGCGUGUGUCUUCAGAGAUGCACAAAUGGCUGCAAUUGCCGGCCAAUCCUACAGACGAUCCGCUGGCCACUGUUUAUCCAAUCAAUCACUACAAGAAGUCCCAUGUCUACGCUGUUACUAGAAUAAAUCCGAUUUACGUGGACGACGAGAACGUGCACCACAACAAUAAUGAAACGUGGAAGAACAAGAGCGGCAGUUCCGGGUACGACAGCCAACCGCACUCGGACCACUCAAGCUUGGACAAGGGUUCGCCGCCGGCCACCAAGUGCCUGAGGAACGGAUCGACGCCGCCGUCGUCGGACGGAUCGUCGGGCAGUCCGGUGCAGAGGACGGCGGCGCCUUGGCUGCUGUCGCCCAUCAAGGAGGGCAUCAUCGAUGUGCAUCAAUACUGCAUACCGCGGCCGGUGUGGCCGGGUCACGCGGACGGCGGCUUGCACAGUUACCCCGCGGACUCGGAUCGCAUACCGCGAGUCAAGUGCUGCAGGCACUGCGCCCGUUGCCGGUGCCGCAGCAACAGCACCAGCAGCACCAGCACCAGUAGCACCAACAGCGGUGGCAAGAUUGCGGGCGACGGCGGCGGCGGCGGCGGCUGCAGCAGCGGCAGCUUUUCCGGGUACUCGUCUGCGUUCGGCGGUGGCACCAUCAGCACCGGCAGCACGAGCACCACCUCCAGUGGCGGCCGCGGCGGCGACGCAGGACUGUGUUUGGACGACGUCAACCCGUCGCCCGCCGGCAACGGUCCGGUCGUUUCCAAUCAGUCGCCACUGACGUUGGACCCGCGUUUCAGCGACGGCGUUGGCAUCAACAAAGUUCUGGUGGACAACUGGAAUUCCGUGGACCUGAGGCUCAAUCAAAAGACUGAUAACCUACACUACGAUUGCGGCGCCAUGUUACGCGGACUGCAAUUCACGUUGGACACGCAACAAGCCGAAAAGUUGAUGCAGAAGAUCAAAGUGGGGAAGAAGCAUAGGUGUUGGUGUCGCUUCAUCACCGCGUGCGUGGGUCUGAUCAUGUUCCUCGUGUCCGUGGUCACCGUGAGCCUCACGCUAACCAGGGGACAAAAAAUGUUCGGCUCUCUCUGAUGACAUCGUAUUCUAACUCUCGUCUCUCAAAUAACGUAAUAACAAUAAUAAUAUUAUUUAUAAUACACGAUAUACGUAUUGAUUAUUAUUAUUAUUGUUAUUGUAUCGUUAAAUAUAAAAUUAUUAUUAUUUAUUAAUACAUGAUCAUUGUUAAUAAAUUCUCAUACCGUUUGUACGUACAUUAAAUCACAUUGUACAAAUAUUUGUGACAUUCCACAAACGUACUGUGAAAAUAGCAUGGUUAUCAGUUGUAACUUAUAAAUUUUAGUUAUAAUAUUUAUACAUAUAUCCAUAAAAUAUAUUAUAUAAUUUAUAUAUUAUACAUUAUCAUAUCACAGCA